AUGGAACCACCACAAGACAUCCUCGACGAACCCUCCGGUGUCGCAGCCUUCCACAUCUACGCCCAGAGCUGGCAAACCCCAAACCAUACAACUUCCACCACCGAAUCCGCAUCCCUAAAACUCCGCCAAAUGAUACUAGAGGCCGACGACAAAGAAGAAGCCAUAUACUCCACCAUCCGCGCCCUGCACAAAUUCGCCUGCAAAACCCCACCCGCACUAGACCAUGCCCUUAACAUCAUGGCACAGGGUUUCGCUCAACUCCCAGAAACAGCUGAGCUUCCUGGUAUCAAAGGCCCCGAGGGCGCAUUUCUCAUUCUGAAAUGGUGGCUUGUAGACUGGGCGCAGAGAUUCAAGGGGUCUGCGUAUGGGGAUGAUUGGGGGGAGGAGAGUGAACGUGGUUCGAUUGAUGCUAGGGAAACAAAAGAUGGGACGAAUGUAUUUUUCGGGAGCGAGGAAGUUUCGAGUGAUAUUGAUGGUGUUUUAGAAAAAGUCAGAAAUUUGCAGCAAGCAAGACUGGAGUUCAUCGUUGCGCUGGCCAUGCAGGGCAGAUGCUAUUCUAUGGGAGCCAGUCAUUGGGAUAUUAUGGAUUCGGCUGUGCCUUUGAUUGAUAAUGCUCUUGUGCCGCAUCAUCCGAAUCAGGUUCCGAUUUGGGGUAAGGUUGAGGUGAUUGGGUGCUCUGCUUUGCUUCGCGGGUGCGUGAGGACUUUGUUUGAGCGUGUGCCUGCUGAGUUGAGGGGAAGGAAGCGUGUUGAGUGGGUGGAGGGGUUUGGGAGGUUUUUGAAUCAUGAUCCUUGUGGUGCGUUGGGCGGUGAUUUUGUUUUGAAGGUUCAUGCUGCGAGAGCGAUUGAGAGCAUCAGGAGUGAAGAUACCGUCGAUGAAGAUAGCACUAGGCUCUUUGCACUUUUCGAUUGGGUAUUCUGA
Messenger RNA from Aspergillus glaucus CBS 516.65, 921 nucleotides. RefSeq lists its product as uncharacterized. The record is from RefSeq and is a predicted model, not a curated record. The coding region runs from base 1 to 921 and encodes 306 amino acids. NCBI's taxonomy places the organism in Eukaryota, Fungi, Ascomycota, Eurotiomycetes, Eurotiales, Aspergillaceae. The transcript has 2 exons.